Protobothrops mucrosquamatus (brown spotted pit viper) is the source of this 1508-nucleotide messenger RNA. RefSeq names its product ATP-dependent DNA helicase Q5-like. The record is from RefSeq and is a predicted model, not a curated record. Gene Ontology annotation, molecular function: nucleic acid binding; ATP binding; four-way junction helicase activity. Lineage: Eukaryota; Metazoa; Chordata; Lepidosauria; Squamata; Viperidae. The coding region runs from base 250 to 1479 and encodes 409 amino acids. Gene Ontology annotation, cellular component: chromosome; cytoplasm. Gene Ontology annotation, biological process: double-strand break repair via homologous recombination. The transcript has 7 exons.
AGUCUCUGGAUUAUAAUCCAAUGUAUUUAUAGUUUUGCUUUUUUUAUAGGAUAAUGAAUAGCAAGAACUCUUUUGUAUUUUACUAAAUCGGAGAAUGGUGAUGGUUGUGUAAAAACCAUAAAGAAGAUAGUAUUAUUGAAAUAAAUCUGUUAUGCCUAUACAGGUGAUGGUUUGCAAGAAAAGAAGAUAAUUGCAUGAAGGUUCUCUCUUUACCUCUACUUUGAAUUAUUCCUAGUAUUGGCUUUUAAGAUGAGUAACAGUUCUUCCUCAAGAUUGGAAGAUAGAGUUCUGCAAACUCUGACAAACGUUUUUGGAUUUAACUCUUUCAAGACUUCAUUGCAAGGAAGUGCAACUAUGACUGUGGUAAAAGGGGAAAAGGAUGCAUUUAUAUGUAUGCCAACAGGAGCAGGGAAAUCCCUGUGUUUUCAGCUUCCAGCAGUUUUGGCAACAGGCAUCACCAUAGUGAUUUCACCAUUAAUUUCGCUUAUUCAGGAUCAAGUAGAUCAUUUGCUCUCUCUCAAAGUCAGAGUGAGCUCUUUUAAUUCCAAGAUGUCCGCUCAGGAGAGAAAAGCCAUCCUUGCUGACUUGACAAGCGACCAUCCUAAGAUAAAACUGCUGUACAUCACUCCAGAGAUGGCAGCUUCUGCUUCUUUUCGGCCCUCCUUGGAGCGUCUAAUGUCCCAAAAGCUUAUCUCUUACCUGGUGGUUGAUGAAGCUCACUGUGUUUCCCAGUGGGGGCAUGACUUCCGCCCAGACUACCUGCAUCUUGGCUCCUUGCGUUGUCGCAUGCCCAAUAUACCAUGCCUGGCCCUGACAGCCACAGCUACGAAGCAAGUUCAGGAAGAUAUUAUAGCCCUGCUCAAGCUAAAGCAGCCCGUGGCUACUUUCAGGACACCUUGCUUCAGGCCCAAUCUAUUCUAUGAUGUGCAGUAUAAAGACCUUAUAGCAGAUCCCUAUGAAAAUCUGAAGGAUUUCUGUCUGAAGUCUCUUGGACAGCAAAAUGAAUUAGGGGGGUAUCCUGGCUGUGGAAUUAUCUACUGCAGGAUGAGAGAUGCUUGUGAGCAAGUGUCAAUUCAACUAAGCAAUAGGGGAGUAAAAGCCAAGGCAUAUCAUGCAGGGCUGAAGCUGGUAGAGCGAACUUCAAUUCAAAAUGAAUGGAUGGAGGAAAAAUUUCCAGUUAUUGUUGCUACUAUCAGUUUUGGAAUGGGAGUCGACAAACCCAAUGUCAGAUUUGUUGCACACUGGAAUAUUUCAAAAUCGAUGGCUGCAUAUUACCAAGAAUCAGGAAGGGCAGGGAGAGAUGGGGAUCCAUCAAGCUGUCGCCUUUAUUACUCUCAAACUGAUAGAGAACAAAUCUGCUUUCUCAUCAGGAAAGAAAUUACUACGCUUCAGGAGAAACGAGGUUCCUUGAAGGAGUCUGAUAAAGCUGUGAUGAAAGCCUUUGAGGCCAUGGUCGCCUUCUCUGAAAAUCUUGUGUAAGUAUGGAUGGGUACUCAGAUGGGUUGGUA